Molecule: messenger RNA, 2406 nt
Organism: Carassius gibelio (silver crucian carp)
Lineage: Eukaryota; Metazoa; Chordata; Actinopteri; Cypriniformes; Cyprinidae
Exons: 11
Coding region: 200-1339 (379 amino acids)
Biological process (GO): arsonoacetate metabolic process; toxin metabolic process
Cellular component (GO): cytosol
Molecular function (GO): arsenite methyltransferase activity
Source: RefSeq, a predicted model, not a curated record
GCUCCCUCCAGUGGUUAGUUCACGUUCAUCGUUUAUUUCUGCAGGAACAGUUUGUAGUAAGGACUUUACCCCUGAACUUGGAUACAUAUAAAAGUAUUAGUCUCUGCAGUACGUUAGAUUGUAGGCCAUAUAUAUCCCCAACAGCACAAACUCGACGGCUUUCACAAAACUACUGCUAUAUUCCAUUCGGUUCGCAUUUAUGAACUACGCUACUACAUUUCUACGUACUCUGGCUGUUCGGCGUAAGUUACAAACUCUUAGCAUGUCUUCGGCGGUUCAUGAAAACGUGAAGAAUUAUUAUGGCUCUCGGCUGGAGACUUCAGAUGACUUACAGACCAACGCUGCGUGUUCCAUGCCCUCCAGACCUCUGCUCAAGAGCGCAUGUGAGGCCCUGAAACAAGUCCACCCAGAUGUUUGCAAGAGGUAUUUUGGCUGUGGGCUGGUGAUUCCAGAGAAGCUGGAAGGAUGUGCGGUUCUUGAUUUGGGCAGUGGAUCAGGCAGAGACUGCUACGUCCUCAGCAAACUGGUGGGGGAGAGAGGUCAAGUAACUGGGCUGGAUAUGACUGAUGAGAUGAUAGUUGCCUCGCAAAAAUAUGUCCAGUACCAUCAGGAGGAGUUUGGAUACUCAAAACCAAACACGGUGUUUGUAAAAGGAUACAUGGAGAAGCUCAGUGAUGCAGGGAUACAGAACAACUCUUUGGAUGUAGUUGUGUCAAAUUGUGUGAUAUGUCUGUGCCCAGAUAAGAAGACUGUGAUAAGUGAAGCUUACAAAGUUCUGAAGGAGGGUGGAGAGUUGUACUAUAGUGACAUGUAUGCAAGCAAAGUAGUUCCAGACUCUUUCAAAGAAGAUCCAGUUCUGUGGGGUGAGGGAAUGGCCGGCGCCCUCUACUGGCAGGAUCUCAUCACUCUGAUGAAGGACAUAGGCUUCAGCACUCCACACCUGGUUGCAGGCAGUCACAUUGUGGUUCACAACCCAGAACUUCAAAGAAAGACUGGUGAUGUGAAAUAUGCAUCUGGAACUUACCGGAUCUUUAAACUACCUCAAAGCUCCAUCAAGACCAAAGCACUCGUGACCUACAAAGGCACCGUGCCAGACUGUGCUGAAUGUUUUGAGUUUGAUGCCUCUCAUUCCUUUAAGACCAGUGUCCCAGUGGAGGUGGGUGCAGAGAUGGCUGCUAUCCUCCAGAAAACCCGUUUUUCUACUGACUUCAAUAUUUCAAUCUUAGACACUCCAGAUCCAAAGCAGAGCAGUACUCCACAGUAUUGCCACCUUAGCCCGUUCCUUCUUGCGGAUAAACUGGGCUCCUCAGUCAAACAGUGCUCGAAGACCGGACACUAAGCUGGAUAUAUAAAAACAAUCACUGCCUCUGGUGUCAUUUCCUUGAUGCAUGUUUACCAAGAAGAAAACAGUGUCAGUGAUGUACAUUCUUGCGAUGACAUACUGUAUGAAACAUGAUAUGUAGUAUAACAUUUCUGUAAAAGAAUAUUUUUAUUGUGCAUAAUUUCAAGCUGUAAUUUUGCACAAAAAGUGUGAACAUUUAAUCCUCUAUAUAUAUAUAUAUAUAUAUAUAUAUAUAUAUAUAUGUACUGUAUAUAUGUUUAAAAUGUAAUGUCCACCAUGGGUUUAUUUAAAAUACUUCAUUUGAAAUGCAGUGGAAAUUACAUUUUAGAAACAAAAAAUACAACAUUGUUGGACAGAUUAAAAAAAAAAAUCAUAUAAAUUUAAAGCAAGUUUAUUUUUUGUAUCAGAAAUGCCCAGUAGUUGAAGAAAUACGCUACAUUUAUAAGCAACAUGACAUUUAUGCAUAUUAUUAGAAGAUAUAGAAUUUACUUCACUUUUUGAUUUCCCUUAGUCCUAAAAAUCAUGUGAUAUUUUCCAUGGCAGGAUGUAGACAGAUCAGUCACUUUCCCUGAAGUCUCUUGAGAAAGCUUUGCCAGUAAUAGGAAUUUCAUCAUACUUUUUUCCUCAUACCUUAUAUUACAAAGCCAGCUUUAAAUGCAUGAGUAAGAUGAAAUUGAAUUAUGUGUAAUCUCAGUGUACUUGUCUACUGGUUUAUAUAGCCUGUAAGUUUGCCCGUUGGUUUAACUAGGAAAAGGUCCUGAUUUAAGAAUAUCAUUGGACUGUAGGUGGCGCCAAAAUCCCCAGCGUGUUCUCAAUGUAACUCUUCUUGCUAUGUCAUUGUAUUUUUAUGGUUUUGCAGCUUGCAGUGCAGAACCAAUAUGAUUAGACAAUGAUAACGACAUAACGCAGUCAUAAUUCAGUAAAAUGAACAGGCAAAUUACCUGCACAACAAUUCAUUCCAAGAAAUCAAUGAGCAUUUUCUGAAUCUCAUUUAUAGUAAUUUACUCCGAGACUUAAUUUGCUAAUAAAAGAAUAAAGAAAAAUGGUCAUAAUGAUGCAAAUUA